Molecule: messenger RNA, 2415 nt
Organism: Drechmeria coniospora
Lineage: Eukaryota; Fungi; Ascomycota; Sordariomycetes; Hypocreales; Ophiocordycipitaceae
Product: ribitol kinase
Exons: 5
Coding region: 1-2415 (804 amino acids)
Biological process (GO): carbohydrate metabolic process
Molecular function (GO): kinase activity; phosphotransferase activity, alcohol group as acceptor
Source: RefSeq, a predicted model, not a curated record
AUGACAGCACCAGCGGACCGGGCGGUGCCCAAUGACCCAAUCCAGUACCAGAAGUAUCUACGGAUAGUGAGCUGCGCCAAGGACGGCGCACUUGACCGCCUGGACGUCUUGCGUCAUCGAGUCGAGCCAAAAAUCACCAAGCCCAACCAGGUCAUAGAGCGAAUAGAGUUAUCCCAUCUGCCUCACCUCCUCCCCCGUUCCCUCAUUCUACCUCUCUCGUCUCUACCUCUCUCGUCUCUACCUCUCUCGUCUCUACCUCUCUCGUCUCUGCUUCUCUCGUCUCUUCCUCUCUCGUCUCUUCCUCUCGCCACAAUACCUGCCGUCUCUCAAUUCGUCCCGUUCCGUCCCCUCCCCUCCCCUCCCCUCUCAACCCACACCGCGCUGUCCGUGUCGGCUGGGUGGUGGACGAUUUGCGACUUCGCUGCUGCUUCCAUCCCGCUGCUGCUCUGCUCCAUGGCGAGUCUCCACUCAAGGACCGCCUCCGAUGGGCUCCCGCCCGUGAGAGGGCCGACCAAUACGUUGGACUACUACAUUGGCGUCGACGUCGGCACAGGCUCUGCCCGAGCCUGCAUCAUCGACCAGACGGGCGACAUCAAGGCGCUGGCGGCCGAGGAUAUCAAGCUCUGGCAGCCGCAAACUGGCUACUAUGAGCAAUCGACAACGGACAUCUGGCAGCGCAUCUGCGAGUGUGUCCGCCGCGUCGUCGGCGAGUCCAACAUUGACCCCUCCCGCAUCAAGGGCAUCGGCUUCGACGCGACCUGCUCCCUGGCCGUCUUUGCCGACGACGCCGACGAACCCGUUUCCGUCACCGGACCCGAUUUCGUCAACGAUGGCAACGACCGCAACGUCAUCCUCUGGCUCGAUCACCGUCCCGUUGCCGAGACGGACAAGAUCAACAGCACCAACCACAAGCUCCUCCGCUACGUCGGCGGCAAGAUGAGCAUCGAGAUGGAGAUUCCCAAGAUCCUCUGGCUCAAAAACAACAUGCCGCCCGCCCUCUUCAACCGCUGCAAGUUUUACGAUCUCGCCGACGCCCUCACCCACCUAGCGACGGGCAACGAAGCGCGGAGCUGCUGCAGCACCAUCUGCAAGCAGGGCUACGUCCCCGUCGGCGUCGAUGGCAGCCAGAAGGGGUGGCAGCCCGACUUCUUCGACGCCAUCGGCCUCGGUGACUUGGCCGACGAUGAUUUUAAAAAGAUGGGCGGCAUCCACGGCCUCGUACGUCGCUCCCCUCCCCUUCCUGUCUCCCUCGUGCCGCCUCAUCGACCCGACCGACGCGGCAAAGGUCGAUCCGCCCGCACGACCGCCCCGCUGACCGAGCGGCAGAACGGUUCGUACUAUAGCGCCGGCGAGUGCGUCGGCACCCUCAGCCGACAGGCCGCCUACCAGCUCGGCCUCCCCGUCGGCGUCGCCGUCGGGAGCGGUGUCAUCGACGCCUACGCCGGCUGGAUCGGCACCGUCGGUGCCAAGGUCGACCUCGGUUCCGACGAGCUCAACGCCAACGUCCCCCACAACGACCUGUCCCAGGCAUUCACUCGACUCGCCGCCGUCGCGGGCACGUCGACCUGCCAUCUGGCCAUGUCCAAGCACCCCGUCUUCGUCCCCGGCGUAUGGGGCCCCUACCGCGACGUCCUGCUGCCGGAUUACUGGCUCGCCGAGGGCGGACAAUCCGCCACCGGCGAGCUGCUUCGCCACGUCCUCGACAUCCAUCCGGCCUACCAUGAGACCUGCGCCCUCGCCAAGGCCGAGGACAAGCACAUGUACGACUUCCUCAACGCCCACCUCGCAUCCAUGGUCGAGAAGCAGAACGCGCCCGCCAUUCCCUACCUUGCCCGUCACCUCUUCUUCUACGGCGACCUCUGGGGCAACCGGUCGCCCGUGGCCGACGCGAACAUGAAGGGAUCCAUGGUCGGCAUCGACAGCGACAAGAGCACCGACAACAUGGCGCUGUGGUACUACGCCACCAUGGAGUUUAUCGCCAUGCAGACGCGUCAGAUCGUCGAGUCGAUGAACAAGGCCGGCCACGAGAUCUCCUCCAUUUUCAUGUCCGGCUCCCAGUGCCAGAACCCCGUGCUCAUGAGCCUCAUCGCCACCACCUGCCGCAUGCCCGUCCUGAUCCCGCGCUAUGUCCACGCUGCCGUCGUCCACGGCGCCGCCAUGCUGGGCGCCAAGGCCGCCUCGAGCCAGCGUCGAGACGACGGCGCCUUCGACGAGGCCGAGACGCUGUGGAGCAUCAUGGAUCGCAUGAGCAAGCGCGGCAGGCUCGUCGAGCCCAAUGCCGACGCCGGCGAGAAGGCUCUGCUUGACGCCAAGUACGAAAUCUUCCUCGACAUGUGCCAGUCACAGCAGAGGUACCGCAGGAGGGUUGAUGAGGCCGUCGAGAAGUGGGCGGCCGAGUUUGGCGGUGAUAAAUAA